AUGCAGGUUUUCAAGUCGAUCGCCAUAUCCUUGGCGGUUGCCCGCGCAUAUGCCGCAACAGCGACGACAACUGGCGAUUCUUCGAUGAUAACGGGCUGCCAUGCCCAUGGAGACGAAGUCUAUUGUAUUGACUCGGCGGGAGACGAGGUGCUGGUUUCCGUAACCGCUACACCAACAGCUGGGAUUCCUGCAUCUUAUACAGGCUGCCAUUCACAUGGCAGUCAAACAUACUGUCUAGAUUCGAGUGGCGAAGACGUUCUCGUCGGCGAAGAAGAACCACACGACCACGCUCACGAGAGUGAAGAAGAGACGACAGAUACAGAGUCCUCGACCAAUUGCCAUUUUCAUGCCGGCGUGGAACACUGCGUUGGCGGAGGCGAAUCGGAAGGGUCACCAUCCUGUGGAGUACAAACGAGAGAUUAUGACAUCCCACUGCGGAUUGGUACAUUGUUCGUGAUCCUGGUUACAAGUGCGAUCGGUGUAUUUGCCCCGAUACUCCUUGUCAAGCUGCCCUUCGCUUCCGUGAACUCGGUUGUCAUGACCGUCAUCAAGCAAUUCGGAACCGGCAUCAUAAUUUCAACGGCAUUCAUUCAUCUUUACACUCAUGCCACUCUCAUGUUCACCAAUGACUGCCUCGGCGAGCUGGACUACGAGGGAACAACCUCUGCCAUUGUCAUGGUUGGAAUAUUUCUCGCCUUUUUACUUGAGUAUUUCGGCCAUCGUGUCAUGGCAGCCCGUGCCAGAAAAGGCUCUGCACCUUGUACAGAUGGCCCCGGGUGCCAAGAGGAAUCCGAGUCCCGCAAAGACGGAUCGCAAUCCCCUCAACAUCCCACAAUCGCGCAUCUCGGUCACUCGCACGGCGAGGAUCCCACUAAGCCUGCGACAAAGUUCUCUGUCCUCGUUAUGGAAGCCGGUAUUCUCUUCCACAGUAUCCUGAUUGGUCUGACCUUGGUCGUUGCCGGUGAUUCAUUUUAUAAAACUCUUCUGGUGGUGAUUGUGUUCCACCAAUUCUUCGAAGGUCUCGCCCUGGGUGCUCGGAUUGCUACGCUGCCGGGAGCGAUCUUCCCAUCGAAGGCGUUAAUGGCAGCUGCGUUUUCUCUGAUUACACCUAUCGGAAUGGCGAUUGGACUUGGCGUUUUGCAUUCUUGGAAUGGGAAUGAGAAAAGCAAUCUCAUUGUGUUGGGGACGUUGGAUGCCCUCUCUGCUGGAAUUCUGGUUUGGGUUGGCGUGGUAGAUAUGCUGGCUCGGGAGUGGAUUAUCGAGGGAGGUGAGAUGCUGAAUGCGAAAUUGGGCAAAGCGUUGACUGGUGGUGUGUCGUUGGUAUCUGGUCUUGUGUUGAUGUCUGUGCUCGGAAAAUGGGCUUGA
Messenger RNA from Penicillium waksmanii, 1365 nucleotides. RefSeq names its product putative ZIP Zinc transporter (gene zrfC). NCBI's taxonomy places the organism in Eukaryota, Fungi, Ascomycota, Eurotiomycetes, Eurotiales, Aspergillaceae. Bases 1 to 1365 code for a protein of 454 amino acids. Gene Ontology annotation, cellular component: plasma membrane. Gene Ontology annotation, biological process: zinc ion transmembrane transport. The transcript has 5 exons. Gene Ontology annotation, molecular function: zinc ion transmembrane transporter activity. The record is from RefSeq and is a predicted model, not a curated record.